AUGUAUAACAUUACCGAUGGUUUCUUGGAGGAUGUAGAAGGUGCCGCGCACACUGUUGUCUACAAUGGUGGGAAAACUAUUGAAGUGCCUCAGUUAGGAUAUGCGCUGGUUUUUGAUGGAAAAGACGACUGGGUGGAUACAGGUAAAUAUAUUAAGUGUCUUGUUGUCUUCUGCCAUUUGAGCUUAGAAAAGUAGGCUUUUACCGACUUAACCAGGCUUCACAUGUUUUUCAUUUCCUAAGUUUCUAAUUUAUUCAGUAUAGAAAACUUGAGCACUUAGUUGUAGCCAAAACCACUAUAGUAGUUUUUUCCAGGAUUUUAUGAGCUAUGCUUUCACGAAAUUCUUGUCAAGCAAGUAUAAACAUCAUUGUCCUUCUCAAAUGCGCGACAACCCUAUUUCAUUAAUCCAGUUACGACGAGAUCAGUUUCCUUUUAAAGUUUGCAGAAAAGUGAACUUUUCAUCAACAUCAAACUCACCUGAUUUCGAGUUCAGACGCCCAAAAUUUGUUUGCACUUAUACAUUUUGCACAUAUUGACAGAAAUCAUAAAAACAUGUUAUCCUAGACAAAAGAAAAGGGGAUAUUGCUGAUAAAUGUCGUGUUAUAUAUUAAUUUUUUUAUGGAGUAAUAUAAAGAUAUAUUUUGUUGACAAUUGACAACUCUCCUCUAGGGAGGAGUCGGCACUGCAGUUCGGUCCCCGCCGACAAGUUUGGUUGUAAGUACGGUCUCUCUUCCAACACCACCUCUCCACAACUCACGUUAGGGACACUGUCAUCUAUUCUUUGGCGAUUUCGAAAAUGCCAACUUUAUACCAGAGGGUUGAGGAAAUUUUAAAUAGCGAAGGGUUCCCUUUGACAGUGGCAAUUAAAGCUAAAAUGUCAUAUUCAAAAAAAUUAAAUUAUAAUAAAAUGAAAUCUUAUAUUUGACGAAUUUGGCGAACGUUCGUCAAAUUCUUAGGAAAAAUUCAAAUGAGAAGGUAAAGGGGCCCUUUGAAAGUGGCGAUUUUGACGAAAACGGCGAAAAUGUUUAAAUCUUGCCAAACUUUGGCGUAUGUUCCUAUGACUUGGCAAAGAGUUCCAUUUUAGAGAGGCGAUUUGGGCAAAAAUGGCGAACAUGGCGAACAUUCUCCAAACUCUUAGGAUUCAGAGGGGGGCACUUAAAUUUGCUUGGAAAAUGAAGACAUUGGUGGGGGGGGGAUCACUUCAGUGAAAUAACAUUCAAAGGGGGGGAUCGGCUAAAUUUCACCCUGUCUAGGCCCAAAUCCUCCGCUCCCCCCCCCCCCCCCCCUCGGGCGAAAAAAAAAACCCGGUCCUUUGGGGCGCCUUUAAAACCCCGGGGUGGGAAAAGGGGGUUUGUAAAAUUUUUGGGGGGGGGGGGGGAAAAAAGGGGACUUAGGAUCAUGGGUUAAGUGGGGAGAGAGAGGGAAAGGGGGCCUUUUUAAAGACCAGCACGGAGGGGUGAGGGGGGAAAAAGAGGGUGUGGCGGAGGAUCCUCGCUAGACUGUGGGGGUGGGCAGGGGGCGUGCUAAGCGGGCGUGAGGGAGGACACAGGGGGGGGGGGGGGGACCACUGCGGUGAAAUAACCUGCAAAGGGGGUGAUCGGCUAAAUUUCACCCUGUCUAGGCCCAAAUCCUCCGCCCCCCCCCCCCCCCGCCUUCGGCGAUAAAUAAUGACCGGUACCUUAGGACGACUGUAAAACCCUGGAGUUGGAAACGAUGGUUAUGUAAAUUUCUGGGGGGAGGGAGGGAAACAAGGUGCAUUAUGAUCUAUGUGUAAGUAGUGAAUGAGAUGGCAACGGGGCCCUUUUAAAGUGGCGAUUUUGACGACAAUGGUGAACUCUUUUUAAAGUUUGGCGAAUGUUGCUAUAACGUGGCAAAGGGUCCCCUUUGAGAGUGGCGAUUUUGACGAAUAUAGCGAAGAAACCCUUUGCCACCUCAUAAGAAUAUUCGCCAAACUUUGGCAAAUUUUCUUGUUUUUCGCCAUUUUCGCCAUAGCGUGGAUUUCUGUACAUAUUUCAACUUUUUUCAGAACGCCACGACAGCUCUUCAUUAAGAGCACUUUAUAUGUUUAUCUGAAAAAUAAUAAUACUCCUAGCUCUUUCAAUUUACUGUAAUAAGGUAAACGCAUGAACUGAUAUCAAAGAGUGCCUUAUUACAGGACACGCGAUAAAUGAAUGUUCUGAUUCCGUCAGAGCCAAUCAGAAAGCCGUUAAGGAUGUGAAACUGAGUAGUUAUUUAAAACAAGUUCAAGUGUGACGCAUAAAAGAACAAACAAUUCAUGCCCGUCAAAGGCUUCAGGUUUCAUAUUUACAUGGUUUUCCUGAUCUUCGAUGAAUCUGUUUAAAUUUUCCUUUUUUCCCUUAAGUACAAACUGGAGUAAAUUUUCUCAUGUUCUUUAUUUGAUUGAAGAAACGAAAAUCCUUUAAAAGCAGGUAAAAGUAGGUUCAGUGUAAGGCUUAGUUUGCUAACUAAGAGAAGAAGCGCUAGCCCUGAUUUUUGUCAAGUCUAUAUUUGUUUGCAGAUGAAAGUAGUUCCCAGGAAAGUCACUUUAAAACGUGAUUUUUUUAAUUGAUCUAUCUGACAGGGCUAUUUUGAGUCUUCCUGGAGGCGGGGGAGGGGGGGUGGGGAGGGAGAAGGAGAUGAAGAUUAAGGAAAUUAGGGUUAGCCAGGUUAACGGCAGCCAAACCUUACACAUGAUGACAGUGUUCCUUUAUCACAAGCACCUUUUUGUCAAACUUUUUUUUCCCCACACUUUGAUUAUUUCAACCUCACCAGGAUCUAACUCUUUUGAGUACUUUUCCAUCGCCUGUAGGUCAUGUAUUUAGUAAAAAUCAUUUUAUUUUCAAGUUUUCUAUUUGUCUUUGAUUUGCGUUUGAUUUGUCUGGCUUUAAACUAGAGAGACUUGGCAAAGCUGACAGCUAGUGAUGUUUACUUUUAGUGUCUUCAGUGGCAAAGAAUCUUAUUUCUCCUUAUAUGAUAAUGCCUGGUAAUAAGUCUAAGUUUAAACAAAUUCGUCCUACAAUAGCAUCAUUACCAGAGGAUAUUGAAUAGCGGAGAAUAGUGUGGAGAAUAUGCAUGUUGAUAUCGUAGGUUCAAGGCCCAGUAUAUCAGCUACUUUCUGCCGCGUUGUUUUGAGUUUCAGAUAUUGAAAUUGAUGAAAAAUAGUCCAGUUAAAUUAGUCAACAAGUGCGAUUCAAGAAACCAAACGAUUGUUAAACUACCCUGUGGAAACAACAAAAACAUAGCUUACUUUAAGUUACAUCCGUCUAAUCUAUUCCUAAAGUAGUUAUAUUUUUUCAUAGCUUUAGUCAUCCCAGUCCUCUUGCCAAUAAUUGGUGUAGUAAGUAAGUUCCAAGGACUCUUGGCUAUAAUGCUCUUUUUUUUUACACAAGUCUAUUUAUUUUUUGUUAUUCAAAUCUCAUUGUAAUCACAAUCGACAGACGCGUUUAGAAUGCAGUGCUCCGCUGUCUGAACUCUUCAACGCUGUUACGUUUUGUUUGGCAAAUUAGUCGUCCCUCACUCCCCACCCCUGUACAGACACCCGUCUUUAUGAUUUCUUAACUUCUUCUUAUCAUGUUUGAAGGUGGUUUUAAUGCGGAUUGCGUGACGGAUCCCUCAACUUGCCAAGAGGGUUUUACUUUGACUUUCUGGCUGAAGGUAUACAGCACAGGGUUCAUUAUAUCUUCGGGAUCAUUCACAAACCACAGGAACGGCCCUGGAUUCCAGCUUUAUUACCACCAAAGCCUGAAACGUUUCCAAUUUUUACUUGAAACACGAAAUAAAAGAUGGACGUUGUUAAUCCAUCAGGAUGUUGGUUAUUGGACACACAUGGCGUUCACGUGGCACAACCAGAACGGACUGAAGUACUACGAAGAUGGUAAUCUCAGCACGUUUACCGACCGACCAGUGUUACUGUCUCCGCUACGCCUACAAAAUUAUACGCCAGUUAUCACAUUAGCUCGACCGAGCACCCUAAGGAGGUUCAAAGAAUUUGGAAAAUUUGAGAUUUCGCAGUUAGCGAUUUGGCUCAAAGACCUGUCGGCAGACGAUAUCGCAGGAGUCUACUCCAGUGGAGUGAUAUUUUUUCAGGACACCAUUCUUUGCUGUUACUUCAAGGGAGGUACUACAGUAUAAGAGGAGGAUAUCUCUCUAGUGUAACGCUAAACUAUAAACUAUAACGUACCUAUAUAGCUUACUACUUGGAGUACCUUAGUUCGAGUGACAAACGCCAUCACCUAUUCCAACUCUUUGCUUCAGGGCGUAUUCUAGAGCAUUGCUCUGCUCAGUCCAAAUGUAAUCAGUGUAGCAUCUAUUAAGUCCCUUGGAAAGAACGCAUUUAUUAAGGUCCUUUUACAAGUGAAUUUAUUCCUCGGUUACAAAGUCUGCUGCAAAUAUUGGGCCAAAACACCGCCGUUUUAAGAUAAAACAUUGCUAUUAUUGCCAGACAGACAUUUUUCAUAAACCUUCGUUCCUAGAUUAAAAUUUAUAUAGUAUAGUUGAUGAAUUUUGCUUACUUUCAGUGAACCCUUGUCUCACAAAUCCAUGCCAUGAUGGUGAUGCGUGCGGAAAACUAAGUAAAUCCAGUGAAAAGAAGUGCAUCUGUCCAAAUGUCAACUUAAGAAUGAAAACAUGCACAGGUAAAUAGCUGCAAUAUUCCAUGUACCAUGCAGAAUCUACAAAUUACAAACUGGCCUCAAAUAUGCAUGACCCUCACCGAAACAAUAUUUUUAUAUCUCACUCUCCCACUGACGCAACACCACAGUUUGCUUAGAGACUAACUUGGUCUCGUGAUGUAAUUCCAAAUCUUUCUAUUGAUUUGCUGGAUUUUUAUUGAAAGUGACCCAGUUCAUAAAAUGCUCUGGAGAGUGGUAAUAAUGAUAGUAAUAACCAUGACGUCUUUUCUUUCUGACGGUACUACCGUCAUAAUACCCUCAUCAUACUAACCACAGAAACGAUGACAAUAGAGUAGAGGGCUAUGUAUAGGAUGAUUGUUUUAAUGUUGAUAAUGCUGCUUCUCACGGCUAAUGAUGAUUGUGAUACCCGUUAUAAUACAAUUAGACUUUUACUUAUUGAUUUUUACAGAGAACAUAACUGGUGUUUGCGAAGACAAAAGUACAGGCUGCAGGGGUUUUGCUGAGCAGUCUUAUUACUGCAAACACAGAAAAAUGCGUGAAAUAUGCCCAAGGUCUUGCUCCUACUGUGGUGAGUAUUAGUGUGUUUGACAGUAACAAUGAGUUGACAAAGUUUAGUGUUCGCGAAACGCUUAACAUUUUCUACAAUCAGUUUCGUGAUGUGUGGUGAGUACAAAUAAUCAGACCGCCGUCUUUCUCUUCAUUUUGAGACUAUUAACCCUGAAGUUCAAAAACAUUUCUGUCGUUCUCAACUCAAACUUUUAUUUAAUUUAAAAAAAAAAACAAAAAAAACAAGCGAGCUCUACCUACAAGGUGUCGGUAACUUGAAACAUCGGAUUCAAGAAGGGUUGUCGGUAUACAGCGUAAAGUAAAGUGUGCGCGAAGAAUUUCCAAAGCUUAUGUUCCGUGAAAAGGCUACCACUACUAACCAAAACGUUCAUUAUUAACAGUAAAUGAAAAAAGGUGCAUUGAAGAUCGAGGGUCAAGGUUUUUUACGGUUCGGUCUAAACAUCCUGAAUAAGUAAAUCUGGCAAAUUUAAUGAGAUUCAUUAGCUGUAUCCAAGCCUUCCAUUUUUGUUUUCUCAAAUCUGACAGCAUUCUCGUCCCCAGAGCCACUCGGCUUAAUUUGUAACCAACCACGUGACCAAGAAACGACGGGCUCUGGGGACGAGAAUGAUCCGACAGCUGAAAUUGAAUGUGAAGAUGACGCAUGCGCAGCCGGGUCAUCAAAACGUCACUCGCUGUAAGAAAAAAGACUACAUUUACCUGGGUGAUCAUAUUUCACCUACUGCACAAAAAAGAAGUGUCUGAGCUUUGCGAUUUAUAUCUAUUAUCUGUCCCUAUUACCCAGGAGCUUCACGUCCUUCUACAACUCUAAAACCAACCUUAAGUACCGGUUCUACAUUGAUGUCCCGGAUUGCCAGAGGAUCUAGAGAUCCAGUCACGCCUGCUCCAUCCAGUUCGCCCUCCCAAAGCAAAAAAAAUAGCCCAACGACACCUUCAAAGCGGAGAUUACCUAGAGGUAAGCAUGAUUUGAUUGCCAACUUGAGGUUUUUCAUUAUAUGACGGACCUCCUUUUAGAGUAAAAGAGGACACUAAAAAGAAGCUUACAUAGACCUACUUUAUAUUAAAGAUCCGUAAAUUAAACUUGGUUUUUAUCCAUGAUGGACUGCAGGCAGUGCAUGCUCAACAAAUCAGAGCAGCCAUUCCAACUCAAACUACUGUACCUUUAAAAUUAAUAGUAGUUUUUUCUCUGACAGGUCAGUCAUGCAAGGACCUACAAUGCCCUCCCUACGCAAAAUGCUUCCAAACAAGUAGGGAAGGUGCGGAAUGUAGAUGUCAAUUCUCAUGUAGUAAGGAGGAAAGGAAUCUCAUCUGCGGAACCGACGAUAAAACGUAUCUUAACCAUUGUGUCUUAAAAAUGGAAGCUUGUCGACUGGGGAAAUCGAUCAGGAUUAAAUCAAAGGGAGGCAUGUGCAGUAAGUGAUCGUAAUUGUCGUCACUGUGGCGGUAAAAUGGAACUUUAAGCUUGGAGAGUUUCCAUUAAGUUAACUCAUUCUUAAGUUGUGGCGAUAGCGGUAUGAACACUUGUUACUGUUUUUAUGUAAAGGGAAAGGAACAUCAAAUAGUAUGCUAGUGGUGCGCCAUAAGCCCUGGCCAAGGAUUAGCGUUAGGCAAUGGCGAAGUGACAAUACUUUUGUGUUAGUCUCCAGUCUCCAGUGGUUGAUCCAGACCUUCAGAUAAGGGGGGGGGGGGGGGGGGGGGGGGGGGGUAAUUGUUUACAAGAAGAGAAGAGAGGGAAACAAAUGGGUGGCGGGGGGGGGGGGAGAUGGCGGGGGGGGUGUAGGGGUGUGGAGUACUGGGGGGGUAUGUUUGUUUGUUGGGGCUGGCGGGGGGGCGGGGGGGGGGGGCCGGGGGGGGGGGGGGGGGGGGGGGGGGGGGGGGGGGCGGUUAUCCAGACCCUGAGAUAAGAAAGGGCCCCGGCCUCAAAAAAAAUUUUUUUCGGCCCUUCCUUAUUGUGGUCUAAAAAUAAGGAGGGAGACAGCCCCCCCCGGGCCCCUCCCCUGGAUCCGCCACUGGUCUCGAUAAUACUUUUGCACCUGUUGACUUAAUCAACAGAUCUCAGUCGAUCUCAGGUUGAUCCUGUUCAGUCUCUCUACUCAUAUUAACAAACAAUCCAUUACAAAGAGAAACAACAUGAGCCACACCCUCAUCUGAAGGCAACUCUUUAGUUGUCUUCUGUUGCCUCUACUUACCCCCCUCCCCCCCAAAAAACGACAAAGUAACAAUGGACAUUAGAAAGGAGAGUUGUACAGACUGACGGUUUAUGUAGAACAAAAUUAACAACAUCAUACGACCAAAUCAGUUACUAGGUCGCUAAUUUUUAAUUCCAAGUAAGAGGAAAUUAAAUUGCAAAAAACAUAUUUAGUUGUUAGUUCGGUGACAAGGUGAAGAUGUUCUUAACUUAAUGUAAAAUGGCAUGCCCGUUUAAAAUGAUUCUCCUUGUGUUGAGGUCAGAAUUAUUUAACGCAUUAACUCUUCUUCUAAGUCUCGUAGAAAUGUAAAUUAUUAAACUCCACGCAAGUGUCAUCUCUUGUGAGGAAACGGGCUUUUUUCCCAGUGUUUACACGGAUCAUCUUUCUAGAAAAAUAUGUUUUGAAUCAUGAAACAAAGCAAAACGAACACAAACAAAAACGUUUCCGACGUAAAUUUUUUUCUCAGAGCCACUGUAUAGCAGUAGUUUACAUUUUAGCUCAAAAAGGAACUUAAGGUUGAACUGAUCUAAAGUGACUCGGAUUCAGACCCUUUGGGCUUUCAUACUAGGUUUCGGUCAUUAUAGUUAACAGGCUGAGUCGACCAUGUUUAAUUUAAUCCAAAAUAUCUAGGCUAGUACUUAUUUUUAACACUGUUAGGUUCAUAAAUUUUGUAUCAGGUUUAGACAAAGUGAUCUUGAUUUAUUAUUAUUCCUUUUCAAAUAAACUUUUUUUCAUAUCAAUAACAGAGUAAGUCGUAAGAAGUCAAAGGGAAUAAGAUGAAGGAUUCAGUCAUUGGAAAUCACUUUCAAAAUAAAAUGUAGUCAAAUUCAUAAGAAAAUUCAUAUCGUCCGUUUUCGUGUUCUUAACUGCAAUUAUUCUUGCACGCGCUGUCGUAAUUAGGUUUUCAUUAAACAUGCACUAUUCUUUGUGUUUACAUACAAACAAUUAUUUCAUUUAAGAACACGCCGCUAGCACUUGUUCCUAUAAAAAGAAAAAAGUGUCUCAACACACCAGUGUUCUUAUUAUGUUUUGUUAUUGUUUCACUUAAAAACACAGUAGGAAAUCUUGGAGACUGCAGUUCACGUGAAUAUUUUUUCAGUAAAAUCAAAAUAAUACGUUUGGGAUUUGAGCCGAAUCAUACAUUCGUGUUUUUUAUUUGCGCACUUUAUAUUUUAGUUCAAUUAUGCUAAUAAAAAUGCAGUGACUUUCUUUAUUGUAGAUUGGAAUAGCUCAAAUACCUUUUAUUACUGUCAAAGAUCCCAUUCGUUGCCACAUUAUUUUAACGUCUCUCAGCCACUACUGGCAAAGCGUUAAAAACCCAUCUAUUUACAUUAUUUUUGGUAAUAACAUAAGGAUGAACUUAGAUUUCCAAAUAUUUGAUGAAAUUUAGGGUACUAGUCAGUGUAAUGUCCUGCAGAGACCAGGUGUGUAUAGAGUCUGCAAAACUGUGGUCUGAAGAUGAGUGGGCAAGGAUAAUUUUCUUCUGAAAAAAGAAAAGAAAACGUAUGAGAGUUUCAGUAAAGGGAGGGGGGGAAGACUCUAGCCUGCUUUUCAAUUAUUAUAAGAAGAGCUACUUACUCCCGAGGUAAAAGUGCAAAAACCGUUCAUUAGCGAAAAAGUAACAAAACAUUUUGAAAGUUUAUUUAUUGGUCGAGCUCAACCAAGAGAUAAAUCUAUAAUCCUUUCCUUUGCCAGUUAUAAAAACAUUUGCGAUGUUGCGGUUGUCUCAGGUUAAAUUUAUAUCCUUUUAGCCCUGCUCAGCUAAAUGUGUUUGUAAUCUGCUUCAUUAACAUGUAAGUGGAUAAAAAGAUUGUAGUUUGCCUGUUGUAUUUCAGAAUGCUCUUUGUUUCAAGUUGCUUCGUUGCCUUACUGUAAUGCACAAUUGUAGUAAAAGUAAAACAACACCAUAACGUCAGCAUCUAGCAAAAAGCGGAGUUUGUAGCAAAGAUUUAAACCGAGUGGGAGGAUCGAAUUGAAAACUGCUUUCACGAGAUAAUUACACUGAUAACUUUCACUAGUGAACAGAACGUUAUAAAUAUUUUAAUAUGGUAAAAUUGUAGACACAAAUUCAUAACGAAAUUGUUUGUUUCUUUAGAUGGCUGUCAUAGUACUCCCCGUGCUUAAAGCGAUUGCAAUUAGAGACUAUUUGCGCAGAUUUUGGGCGGUUGGAUCUUUCCAGAUUGCUGCGACGAAAAAUGUUUCUGUGUGGUAUCAUUUGCAAAAUAAAAGACAGCUCAGAAAAAUUACUUCCUCUUUCAGCCUUUUUACUCGAGAACGAGUCAGUCAGAAAGUUUGAUUCGUAAUCUGAUAGGAACAAAAGCGAUGCAUAGAAAAAAUUCACGAAAGUUAAUCCAAAUUUACAGCAAAACACGAAAGUGAUUUUUUUAUGGGCUUUCAAUAAUCUCUUCUUGAGUUUCCGAAGUUUGUUAAUUAGCAUUUUGAACAGCAAUCGUAGCUGAUCAAAAAUGAAUAAAUUAUGAGUUUGAACCUUUAUUGAUGAAAGCGUCAAAUACAAACUGCUGCAGCUCAGUAUGACAUUAAGCCAUUCUUCAUUCUCGAGCAAACGAGACCGGCGCGCGUUCACUAUUUGUUGUUAUGAGGAAAAAAAGGAAAUGAGAUCGCAAGAUGCUAAACUAAAUCGACACCAAAGAUGAAAUAUUCGCGGCCAGCAUAAGUGUAAUUAGUUUGCGGUGUUCAUCCCCGUUGGCUCAAUUUAUCGACAAAUGAACUUAACUCUGUGCUUGCUACUGCUGGGCAUCCUUCUGUUUUCUUGUACUUGUAUUUCAAGAGUACGAACAAACCGCCUAAAACGAAAACACAGGAAACAAGCCUUUAACAGAUUCCAAGGUGAGAAAAUAUUUCUUUUGGCAAGUAAGAACUAUAAUAUGUGAAAUUUCUUCUUCGCUCUCAAACUUCUUUGCAUGGCGAGUCCUAUGAUAUGCUAAACCAUUUUUCAUAUCCAGCACCAGUUCACACUUGUAAAAGUGGAGACUCUCAGUACGGGCACGAAAACCCAGGGACAAUAUUCUUACCUGCGCAAUCAAACUUGAUGAUGACCUAAAACUGAGAAACUGCGACGACGACGAUAAAAACGUCUACUGUUUUUGCAAUACAGUUGCGUCUUAUUUUGACUAUUUCGAUCUUUCAUCAUGUCUAAAAUAUCUCGAAUUUUAAAUUAGAUUUAACUCGCAAUCGGCGAGCCGCCAAAAGACAAUUUCGUCUUGAUGAUUAGAAUACAUUAACAGAAAAACUGUUUUGUUAUUGCUUGGGUCCAAAUGUCUGACAUUUUCAGCCAUAAUCGUUCAAGAUAUGUUUUGUCUUUACGACAAGCCUCUUUUCAGUUAUCUGACAAGCAACACCUGAAAUUUCUUUUCUUUUUCCGACGGAAAGUAACUCUUUUAUUCAGUAAAGAAGCUUGGCUCAUUAUUUCGUCUCAAAAAGGAUUCACAUGUGGUAAAUUUGUUCAUGCUGUGAAUGUUGACAUUGUCCUUCUUUGUAACUAUCUGGCCUUGUUUACUUCAUAAAAUAUAACUUCAAUGAAACAAAUAACUCAACAAGUCUCCAAGAACUCUAGUUUUCGUUUGGUCGUAUUAUUGCCUUUGUAGGCGCGUUCCAGCUUAAAUUAACUCCGCGACAAAUUCUAUAGGUCUCAGUGUCAAUCAAAAACAAAGAAACGUGGCUUUUUUUGCCAGUUAUACAAAAACUGAAAUAACAGCUGAAAUAGAGCUUACUGAGCUUAACGUCUGCUCUAAUUAAUGUUUUCUCGUAUCAUGAUUCAUAUUUCAUGUGAGGAGCGUCGAAACAUAAUAAUCUACAAUUAAACCAAUAUAAAUAUACUUUAAGAAUACAGGAGGUGUAAAUAUACUGAAAUGAAAAGAAAUCGGAAACUCUGUUUUUACGAUUCCACUGUAGGCCUCUCUUCAUGGAAAGGUUUUAAUCUAAUAUUUGAUAACUUCUUCACCAAAGAUUUUUUAUUAAACUUUUCUUAAUUUAAAACCGAAAUAGAUUUCUUAGAUCAAACACAUGCAGCCUGUGAUAUAACUUCUUUUUUUUUAAUCCUGACAUCUCUUUUUUUGUGUGAAAUGUUUCCGCGUGGAAAAUAAAUUUUGUCCCAACAAGAAAUUAUUACGCUUAAUUGAAAUUUAUUGCCCGAUUAGGCCCCUUCCACACGUAUCUGGAAUUUUUUUGAAAACGGACAUUUUUUUCCUCCGUUUCCGCAGAAGUGCGAGUCCACACGUAGAGUAUUCGCAGUCGUUUUCGCCCGUCCACACGAAAACGCUGAGACGAUGGAAAUACUUAAGGAAAUACUAUAGGAUCCUUAACAGAGCAUGCGUAACCUCCGUUUUCGUCUGUCCAUUCGUAAACGAAAAGCUGCCGGUUUUAAAAAGUCUCCACUCUGGAAUGCGUUUUUGAAAAGAUGCGUUUUUGGUGAUCGUUUUUACCAGAUACUGUGCUCAAAUACCCACGGCAUUGUCCCAAUAUUGUCGCGACAUCUGAUUGGAACUGAAGUUGUGUUGAUUACCACCUCUAGCUGUCAAUAUCAUUCUGGUAUGGACUAAUAUGAUUGUUUAUUCUCAAGUGUUGAGAAUGACUCUGUCGGCAUGGUCUCAACAUCCUCUCAACAGGUUUUUUGUGAAUGUUGGCAGAGUAUUGUGACUGAUUGUAUCUUUCCGUAGUUGGGACUGUUUAGUUCCCGAAAGGAUAGUGAGGUGCUAAUAGCAUUUCCAAGUCCAAAUAUUUUCCAAAUCUCACUUCCCAGGGUCAAAGCCCCCCUUCCAAAAGCAAAGCGGCCUGAGACGUAUUAGACAUUAACGCGGGGACCGCUCACACAACGCCGGAAUGAAAAUUCUUCGGGUACAUUACCCCUCUCAAUCACGAAAGGGCCGCAGUAACCUUAAUCGUCAAUCACGCGUUCUCAUGUGUUGGGCAACAAGUUUAUUGAGUCAGAUUCGACAACAAUUUACACUGAGUAGUGAAUGACAUGAGAGGGAGGGCUGGGUAACGGACUUGCCCUUCGAACUGAGCUUAUGACUGAUCAAUAUGCAGCGAGCCCUCAGAUAAGCUUUGCAUGACGUCACAUAUGAUCGACGCGUAACUUGUAACCACACCGAAACAAAAGCGAUUUCUUAGUGUAAGGUGAAGUAACAUGUUUAAAAAAUGUUGGUUUCAAAUCAAAGUGCACAUUGAUUCACUCAGACUGUCUUCUAACGCUAUUUUCCUGGUGUUGCGGACAGGUGCAAUCACCAGUUGACGUAUACAAAAGACUGAAACGACACUGCGGGGUCAUUCAACAAUACCCAUCGCCCCCCCCAACCCCCCCCAGGCCGCGGCCCAUCCAAACUCCAACCAUAUACCCCAAAACCGACACCACACUCCCCUAUUCAACAACGAACACAACAUACUAUGACCGGUGAUGAACAGUCAAAAUGUUUGAAAAAUUUUUGGUUCAAAACCAAGUGCCCAUUUAUUCACCCCGACCUUCUUCUAAACCUUUUUUCCCGGGUUUGCGGACAGGGGCAACCCCCCGUUGGCGUAAAAAAAAGACCUAAAGGCCACCGCGGGGUCACCGAACAAAACCCACCCCCCCCCCCCCCCCCCCCCCCCACGACAUCACAAAAGUGAACCAACAAUGGUUUCCACAAUACCAAGAAACCCUCCUUUUAACUUACAAUUGACUUGCUUCGUUCUUAGGCGUGCUGUUCAGUAAAGCCACCCACUACCUUCCCUUGAACUUUACUAGAGAGGAUAAGACAAAAUUAGUUGACAUGCGGGGCAACGCAACCGGAAUGGUCUUCAAUACGAUCAAUGCAUCGACCGCUGAACAAAUAGGACAAGUAUUGAGACUUAACGGAAUAGAUAACUAUAUUGAAUUGAAUAACCUGAAAGAUGAAUGCAUUACUAAUCCAAGCAAAUGUACAGAGGGAUUGUCAGUGGCAUUCUGGAUAAAAUAUACUGAAGGUAAGUAAAAGUGUUAAAGAUACUAUAGCAAUGUCGGGUCCUAGCAUUUGACCACUCUUGUACCGAUCAACAGGAGAGAAGUUUCGCCGGUGCGAGAGCGCAUCCUCGAAAAGAAUAUUACCGUGGGUGUAGUGAUUGCGUGACUUUAUCCGUCCUUGCUAAAGAUCUUCUUCUCCAGCAAAAAAUAUCUGGCGUUGUUAUAAGUAAGUGAUGGUUUCAAGGGCCACCUUUUGACACAUCCUAGCUCUUCAGCCCUUACAUCUAGAGUGUAAUGAAAUGGUUGAUUUAACUCUCCCCUUCAGAAUUGGACUAAGACGUUCAAACUUGCAGUCCGCCUUUUAAUCUCUUAAAAUCCGUCCAGUUCUUAUCUUAUCCAGCGCGAUGGCAAACCACGAUGUUAUUAUUUAGGGAUUGAGACGAGACGUUUUUACGCCCUCGUUUCUUGCGACAUGCGGUCUCGCCGCUCGCGUGCUUAGGUUUCGCGUGCAGUAACUUUGCAAAGAAAAAUAAGAGACUGCUCGCAGUCUACCCAGCCUCGAAAACAAACCGCAGACUGGAUAGCCUGAGUAUCAGGCGUUUCUGGGGAAAAGGGGAAAGAUGGAAGCGAAAAAGGGAGAGAGCUGAAGGAGAGAAACUUUCCCUUUCUCUUCUCCCCCUCCCCCUCCCCCCUCCCCCAUCUAAAAUCUCCUUCUCUCCUAGCCCCUUAGGAAGGCCUGAUACUCAGGCUACAGACUGGAUUUCCGCCACUCUCUUGGGUCCGUUCUUGUUUCCCAGGGGAACAAACAAACUAGAGCACUGAUCUUACUAACAGUUCAUUUAUUCUUUUUGUUAGGCAAGUUCAUUAUUUCUGCUGGUAGGUACACGGAAAUAGCUGAUGACGGCCCUGGUUUCAGGUUUAUCUGUUCAAACUGCAGCAGGAACAGUGGUGUCCCAGAAACGCACAACUCAGGAAUCUUUCUUCUAGAGCUCUCAACAACGACGAAAAAGUGGCGAAUUCAUCUCGACACUAUACCGCGUUGGUGGUUUCAUUUUGCGUUCACGUGGAGCCCAAACCAAGGGCUCAAAUACUACAAAAACGGCAAGUUUGUCCUGGGAAAGAAAAACCCCGAAAGGUUUAUGGUUGCUACUGACACAAACAUUGCCAAAAUGAUCACUAUUGGUCUUCCGAAUUCACUAAAGGCUAUGUCAAGAAAAAACAGUCGUGGCAAGUUCAGCUUGGGACAUCUGGUUAUUUGGACUCACGAAGUGUCAAAAUAUGAUAUGGAGAUCGCAUUCUUAUCUGUCCUAACAACAGGAAUCAAGUCGGUGGUCUGCUGCCAACAAUUAAGAGGUGAUGAUAAUAAUAAUUAGUUCCAAUUAUACAUUAUGGUCGGCAAAAUGCAACGCGGUUCAGUUUCUUGUCUUAGGCGAAAAAUGACCUUGAAAGGACGUGCAAGGGGGAAAAAGGCAGUCUAUAUUCUCGAUUUCUUCUCUGUAAGAAAGAGAUACAGAAGUCCUCUUUCGUCGAAAGCAAAGAUAACGAUGUUGUUGCAGAUUGGCAAAUGAGUAAAACUGCUAGACUUGGACGCUGAGUAAAGCGUAAAAUAAAAUAUUUAGAAUCUUUCUUCCCGUUUGCCAAUUUCAGUUAUAAUCUCAAGCAUAAGUAAGGUAAGCUCGUUCUACCAGAAUUCACUUCGUAUUUGCUUUCUCACUUAAAUUUGUCAAUACAACCGAGGUUUAAAAAAACAAAAGCCCUAAAGCCCAAACAAAAGCCCUAAGCGAGAAAACAACAAAAUGAAGGAUUUUGGUAAUUAGGUAAGAUAAGGUAAGAUAAAGAAAAUAAAACUGAAUGCAGGGCUGGCACUAUAGCCUCCCAUGCAGGCGUUUUUAGGGGAGCUCGUUUUUGUGGGGAGGGAUGGAAAACCGUGAGCUCCCCUAUAAACUCCUGCUUGGGAGGUUACUGGCACUACGGCAAAGGGCUGAUUUGUUAUAGGCCAAUAGAAGAUAAAGACCUCAUUUAAAGAGGGUGUAACACUUAAUGGCUAUAGCUAAUAAACUUGUGGCCUUCUAAAAUACUAAAGAAAUUAAUUAAUGGAUAAUACUAAACUGUAUAGAGUGAUUUUACUUGAACCGCGAGACAGAUGCUAACAAAUAGUGAAAAAUAGCCAGAGGUAUAAAACAAAAGAAGAUAAUGGAAUUAGUGCGUAAUAGUGCGUAAUAUUCUACUACCUAUUACACGGGUCAAGUAAAAUCACUCUAAAAUACACGAUAUAACUACAUAAUUUAAAUAGAUAAUACUAAGCUAUAAGAAAUUACAAGUAAAUGACGUCGUCAUUCAAUUGCCCUUUUAUUCAGAGGACCCGUGCGUCCGUAAUCCGUGUCAUGACGGUGCCACGUGUCAGCGGAUGGACACGGGAGACAAAUACCAAUGCAUCUGCCCAGACACAGUCGACCAUAACGUGGGACGCUGUUCCGGAGGUAAGCCUAAAAUGUUCUUACGUGUAGCAUCAUACAUUAGCUUAUGUAACAAUACCUGAACAAUGUUUACGGGGACAAUCUCUGACGUUUACAUAAUUAGGAUGGCUAAGAAUUCAUAACCGUUACCACAGAAAAAUAACAUACAUAUGAUAAAUAUCUCUCUAAACAAAUACUGACAUUAGAAAGAAUCUUUGAUUUAUACCUUUUCUUCCUGGGUAUAUGGUCUUUCCAUCUAAUGAAAAUCGAUUAGCAGUAUAAUAGUAUCUAUUAUCAGAAUCGCAGAAUUGAAGAAUUCACUCCUCCCUGUCCUAUUCUGUCAAUGUAUAAGCCUGUUGUGAGAGCAUUUUUGAUGACAAAUAAAUUUUGUCAUUUUUGUAUUUAACUGGUGCUUUUGGAAAGAAAGAUCUUUGUUGAUUAUAUAAAAAAGACUUGUAUCUGCAAUAAAGGUGAAAGUUCAAGCACAAUAUUUUGAUUGUUACUUAACUUAGUGCUCCUGAACUUGGUUUGAUUAUAGAGGAAAAGUUUGCUGAGCAUUGUGAAGACAAGUCGGAUCAGUGUGAGAAGUUAGCGAGUCAAGAAGGUUUUUGUGAUUACCGCUGGAGGCGUAUGAAAAAAAUUUGCCCAAAGGCCUGCAAACUUUGCGGUAAGUGAUAUACUUAAUAUUCCAGCUAAUUUAUAAGCACUGCUGAGGUACCUCUGUGAGGAUAACACUAAUACCUUCUCUUACUUUUCUUACCUCUACUAUAUUUCUGCUUCUUUGCUACUACUACUACUCCUACUCCUACUCCUACUCCUACUCCUACUCCUACUCCUACUCCUACUCCUACUCCUACUCCUACUCCUACUCCUGCUCCUACUCCUACUCCUACUCCUCGAGUCGCAUGUCUCAUGGUAAAUAUGAUGUUGAAUUGCUUAUUGUGAAAAAAACUCUUGGUUUUCAUUGCAAGGCAAGCAACGACGCAAACCUAACUAGAUUCUAAUUAGAAAACCAGGUAAACAUUAUUGAAAAUUUUGAGAAACGUUCUCUCUGGCUUGAUAGGGAAACGUUUGAAAAAGUAACAAAUAAAUAUCUACCGUAAAAGCCGUCUGCACCGCAAUAUAGGGAUUUAUCAAAGGUGAAGUGCUUUCCUUAAGUUCAAAGGAGAGACAUACGAAACAGCUGAGAAUAUCAGUACGAGUAGAGACACUAAUUACGGUUGUAAUAUGUGUCAGUGAAGUGAACAAUUGCUCAUGGGUAACAUAUUCUCAAUCCGAGGACUGUGGGCUAUAACUUUUCCAUUUGUUUUCUCAGGUCAGUAUUUCAUAUUCGUAUCAGCUUUCAGAAUACUAAUAAGCUUUUCCCUCUGAACAUGCUCCAACACAUUUCAUUUCCAUUUCAUUUAGAAAGUGGUAAAAUAAGAUACCAACGCAAUGAAGCGUUUGAAAGUUUUUAUUUCUUUUUUUCUUUUUCAUAAUGGCUACGUACUGUUUGUUUCGUUUUAAGCAAUUGCGUGCCUUCAUUAUCGCCUCCAUAUCAAGCCAGGGACGGCGUUACUCACCUCACUCCCCUAAAAUCGUUUUGUCACAAAUAUAAUCUGUUUACAUACAUCACGCUCAUACGUCGGCAUACAUUCCUCUUUUUUUCUAUUUUUCUUAAACAAUUUUAGUCAUGAUUUUUUGCUUUGUUUUAUCCUAUGUUUUACAUUUGUUUGCACUUAUGCCGUUCGUCACUACAUUUGUAAGCUCUGUUGCUUCAGUUUUUGUUUGUCCUGCCUGAUCUUUUUGGCUUAAAAACGCUUUAGUAGUGAUUUGAUGAUUUUGAAAUAAUCCAUUCACAUUUCCGUCUUUUAUGAUGAGUCUGUAGCCCUUAGUUACGUACCUUCUUUGUGACUGCGUUUUGAAUCUUCACCACUGCGCGCCUGCGCACUUUGGCCUGUGUUUAUUUCCAAUAUCCUCAUGUGCACCUGGAACUCAGCUUUUCUCAGCUUCCUUCUUCCUUCUUUUUUUAUUCUCAUUGCGCUUUUCCCCUUUAUCAGUAAGCUACCCAUACGGUCCUUACUGAUUUAUUUCGGGUACACUACAGAAUGAACGUGAUCAGCACUUUAUGUGUGAGGUCAUUUUCGUCUGCUUGCUCGUCUGGUUGCUUUUUGACUUCUGACAUCGCUUUCAUCUUCCAACUUUGUGCUCUUGUUUUCAAGUUUAUCCAAAUUCUUCGCAACUUGUUCUCUCAGCAAUCAGCAGUUUUCCAAUAUCUCUUUAGUAUCGACGGCGACACAGUUUGCCAAUACUGAACUCGGCAUUUUCCGUUCGGCAUAGUGUAAGUGAAGAGAAAAGAUGGAAGGAUCAUGUUGAGACACUUCUGAGCGAGAACAAAAGUCUCGGGGAUGAUCGAUUGAUAAGUUUAACUGAGUUUUUUUUUUCAAUUCUACUACUGAUCCUUUUCAGUCGCUGAAAAAUCGAGCAAAAGUUGAAAAUAGCCUUUGGCCAUCUUGGAGUUUUAUUUCCACUUGGAGAAAUCACUGACGUCAUUACUAACUCGCGUUUUUGUUAUAUGUAGUAAGUUCUUCAUACGCUAAGUAGAUUGUGAUAGAUAUAAUAGUGAAUUUAAAAGUUGCUUGUUAUAAAAGAUGAUAGUCCGAAGGUGUAGAAACUUUACUUUGUCAGCAAGAGGUUGCCGUAAAAUUCUCAGGGAAGCUAACGAACAGUGUUUCAAUUUGUCGAAAUCAACUUUCUUUUAGAUAAGAAAAAAAUUAGCUACACUGAAAUUCAAUUACACAUCAAGAGUCCUUCUUGACUUAUUAACCUCCAGUUAUUAUCGAUUUAUGACAAAUAUAUUUUACUGUUCUAAUCGUGUAGUCUUUUCUAUUAGAGUCAAGCCACAUUAAAUUAACGCUGAUAAAACGAGUCAAUUGGAUUUUCCUAUUACGCUUAAAUUUUGCAUUGACUUAAUUGAAGAGGGUUUCAAAAAGCGACAGUGCUUUUGACAAGGCGUUCUCGUAUUUUGAGUUAUUUUACUUUGCAUGAAAUAAUUUUCUUCUUUUCUUAAUUUGACACCAGCAUCCUCCUACUCUGAAGAUUUUUUAACAUUAAUUUGUGAAUAUUGAAAUCUAUAAAAAGACUUAAUUUCCUCAAUGCCUUAACAGAUUUAAUUUUACAAUUAAACAAAAUUAGUGAAAAAAAUCUACUUAAAUAUUGGUAUUCUACAAUGUACUGGUUUUCGUUAAUCGUUUUUUGUUUUGCUUUUAAAAAGUUGAUUGUUAUGUUUUCUCUUAACUCUUUUUUUUUUCUUUUUUCCUUUGAACGUGGAAUUUUGUUAUGACUAAAUCAAAAAUUUAAUACAUCGCCACUGUUGCCGCCUUACUGUCUAUUAUUCUUUGCAGAAUGUUUAAGUUUUCAAGUGUGAUAUCGAAAACCCAUACAGUCAGUUGUUAUUCCAUUUAAGAUUUUAAAAUAAGUUUAAAGAUUCACUGUGGCAGUUUGUUUACUGCUGAAGUCACUCUUCUAAACAGUUGCGACCGUUCGUAUCAAGGUUGUUUAAUGCUAUUAUAAUACUUAUUCCUUAUUUUAAUGAAUUUCCGACAAUAUGCAAACGUUGCUUUUGACGCAAAGAAGGUAAAGGGAGAACAGAGCAACGUUUGUAUCUGUAUCUUCCUACUUAGUUCCAGCCUGCCAUCCGUUGUUCUGCUGUUCACUUCUCGUUUCCCUAAAAAAAAAAAGUUAUUUUCAAACCAUGUAUUUUAUAGCAGAGGAAUAACCAACUGCAUAAUUUUCUUUCAGCCCUGGUGCUUCGAUGAAUUUUUUGGAAAAUGUUGGAUAAUGUUAACCAGAUAAGAAGCACUUCCCUAAAUGACUAAACUAAAGAGCGUAGGCACAAACUGAGUCGUAAAAACACGGGACAAUAUGAUUAAUAGUAGGCAGGAAAGAUAUUUGGGUGCCAUUAAUUUAACUUGUCGCAGUUAAGGAUUUCACCCACACAUCCAAACAAGGCUUAACAUGGCUGAAUAACUUUCUAUACAACCGAUGAUAGAAAAAAGAACCCCUCAACAGCAAUCGCGGUGGUCACACUUUAGCAACCCGUAAAGAAAGAACCUUCAUUCACAUCAUAAUAAACACCAGAAUAAAUCGAUUAUCAAUAACUUACAUUAAUAUAAUUGCUACAUUUACUUGGAAUAUUAGUGACGCAUGUAAAUUUCGCGACCUUCGCAUAAUAUUCUGAUUCUUGCUGUGUAAAAAAAAAGGAGAAUUUCUGAUAUUCUUAGUUUAUCUUGCAAAUAAUUAUAAAACAGAAAAAUGAAAGAUGUUUUAAGAAGGAAAAUUGAAAGCAUUGAAUAAUUCGUCGUGUAAAUGUAUUCACAGUUAGUUCUCUUGAUUUCUUAAUUUGCACUGCGCGCUGGAGGGAAAAAUUGGUUUCAUGCAGUUAGUUUCCUUUUAAUAUUCAAUAGACAUUUGCGUCGUUUACAUCUACCAAUACGCCGACAAUGGCUUGAGACGGAAAAAAAUGUGCUGAUAUUGAAGAAAUUGGUUUUAAUUAGGGCGAAAAGGGACAAAACUAUGAAGAUGUAUUUUUAAAAGGAUUUAAAUGAGGAGAGAAUCAAACAAAAUUGACUUUCCCCCAUGUUAUCUUGAAAACGAAUUUCCUAUUAGAAUUUUCGUAUUUGUUACUUUUCAAAAUACCUUUUAUUCCUGCAGUGCAUGAAACUGGUCCGCACAUUUAAGAUAACAAGCCACUCUUUGCACUUCGACAGAAAAUGCGGAAAACAAAGUAAAAAAAAAACCUGAAUAUUUAAUAAAACGAGUAAUCAUUACUUUUUGAACAUUAAAUAUUCGCCUGUAUAUUUGCACUAUAUUCAAUAUGAGCGGUUUUCUUGUUUGGCAGAAUAAUUCUUUUAUCUUUGUAGCAAUCGCCAUUAAGGUUGUUAUUGGAGGUAAAAAAAGAAGUGGAAUUGUAAUUCACAAAGCCACCAGUCAAAAUAUAAAAUUACAGCGAAUUUAAAACCGAAUUGCAAUCAAGGAAAUGCAAUGUCGCUGUACGACGCCACUUCAUUGGACUUGCGUUUAUUGCCACCUGUUCAAAGAAACUGUGUCAAUCAGAAAAUGUUUACUUUUGAGUCUGUGUGAACAAGCUACCAGCGGAUAUUUUAUUGGUAGUUUUCUUGCGCUGGGACGAACGCAUUGUUGUCAUCAUCGCCAGGAAAAAGUGCAAGUUAUAUGGCACUGUGGAGUAUGAAAAGUGACUUGGGACAAAUUCGUCAUAAACAAUAGCUUUGACUGAUUCUCAAAAUCGGUCGGCGUAUUUUUCAAGUAUGCUACCCUCGAAAAUUGAAUUUCACUCCGACUUUUAAGCGUGAGAAAUUGCACGAAUGUAUCAUCUGUGUUCUCUCUAUUUUCUUGCUCUGUUGAAUAUCUCGAUUUGUGAAUCUUUUAGCUUAUAUUCUUCAAGUAAUUCUUCCUCAGUUAUUUCACCACUCCGGGCUACAUUACUGACGUACACGCCACAUCUCAGUGGCGCAACUUACGGACAAAAUCUUCGUCCUUCACAUGAGCAGUUUUUACAGAACUUUUCAUUGGAAACGACCCCCAAUUCCGUUAACGAUGAAUUUCUUUCUAAAUUUGGUGUAUAUACAGGAAAGGAACAGACGCCCGUAAGCAAAACAGAUUUGUUAGUCUCCUCAAGCCGUAAAGUGGAAGCUCAAAUCGCCCACGAAACACAAAGAAGUCGGCACUCUGUUGGGAAGACACUUCAAAAUGAAAACCGCGGAGCUGAAAGUACAAAUAGAAGUGGAUUGACGAGACCUAUGCAAAACAAAAUGAUUAAAACAGGCUCUGUACAACUCGACACAAUAACAGCGCAAGAAUUUCUUAGUACAUUCCCUCGAACCGGAUCGAUGAGCACUCGGGAAAGGUUUCAAAAUUACAGGUUUUCCGCGGGUUCUUUGGUCCAACCUAACAUGGCCAUGUCAACGACGAACAGCUUUAUCAUUUUGUCGCCUUCAUCCAUGGUACCCAAAAGAUACUCGAGUGCUACAAGAACGCGCCAUUUUUCAGUUUUGUCUUCUCAUGAAAAAUUUACUGGGUCCUCAUUGCUUUUAUCAAAUAAUUUAGUAAGUACUCAUAAUCUAUCGCCAGGGGCUGAGAGCAGUAAAUCAUCAUCCUUGUUGUCGCAUUAUUCUUCAGGUGUUUCAUCCGCGCAAGCACGACAAGUGUCCACCAGUCAGCGCACUACCCAUGUCUCAUCAAUUGUUACAAGUUCUGCCAUUAAUCAAGUCACAUCAUCUUUUAUCAGUCCAGCCACCAAUCGGAUUUCACCAUUGCAACCAAGCUCCAUCAUAUCUAGAACACCGACAACACAAUCAUUCUCAAGUAGUUUGAUUGUUAAAUCUAGCGUAAAAUCAGCCUGGUCAAAAACAUAUCUUCACCUCACCAAAGCAAUUACCUCAAGCUAUUUAAUCCACACCGCUUCCGUACAGCCGUUAUUGUCGUCUGUGGUUCCUACGCACGAGGAAACCUCUUUAACUUGCAGAGUAAACAACACGAUGUGUCUUUGCUUUAACUGUGACGAAGCACCUAAAAGUGCAAAGAUAUGUUGCAUGGAUCUCAUUGAGAAUAAAAUUACCCAGCAGGGAAUAAAAAUGACGGUCAAAAAUAUUAGUGUUCAGGAGUUUUAUCAUAUAAUCACGGCUGUUUCUAGGGUUAUAGCAGAUAUUGUUUGGAAUUCUUGUCGCACAAAUGUUAGUCUUUGCCUUACGGGUGAAUCCUCACCUGGUGCUGGAAGUGUUCGUAGGAGGCGUUCACUACGUGAACAAAACAUUCAAAGCAAACCAACAUCAGAUAGAAUAAGAACCAAAAGGGAAGCACUUCAGCCUACUGUUAGCCCUUCUUCGCCGAAUAUUUUCAGCGUUGAGGCAAUAUUUUACAGUCUUUCCCUCCAGGUCGGUACUUCGCCUGGGGUGCAAACGGCUUUUUACGUGAUAAUGAAGUUAUAUAGUAAUGGAACCAAUCAAACUAUAUUGUUGGAUGGCAAAAGGCUGUUGAAGAUUCUCACCAAUGAGACCCACACUCUUGAAAGUAAAUUAAAUAUAUCAAUUGAAUCAUUUACAGCGACGCAUCAGUCAUCUAAGCUUGCUACCACAAGUUCACUUCCCGCUACUUUAUCGCCUAAUUCGUCUCAGGGAAGCCAGAAUAUACAGAUGACGACCUUGUUUACCGAUGAAGGUAGGCAUUUGUAAACAGACGCACUAAGUACCUAUACAGUAGACUCCGGCUACCUUUCCAUAUCUGCAUUAGAAUACUCCAGUGAAUUUUGCUACCCGGCACUUUCUUCAGAUCCUAUCGACGACACUGCAGUAAAGAAGCUUAGUACUGCCUUUUUGAAAUUGUUUUUUUUUCCUAACUGCUUGUCUUUACACUGUUGUAAACUUCUUACCUCAGAUACAAAAGACUCCCGCCUUCUUGAACAAUUUUCUCCUUCCAUUCUUGAGUGUUCCAGAUAGUGGGAGUCUACUGUAUAAACUCAGUUGUCACUACUGACCUUUUGCCUCAUAUUCUCAUUUUUGUCCAUGCCUGGCCUCCACCUCUCUCGCACAUGUUAAGCCCAUUUUUGUAUGUGACUUUUUACUGACGUUAUUCGCCACAAUUCCUGAUUUCUUCGUCUUCUUUUAUUUAUAUUUCCUAUUAACACAGGAAUCAGUCACUAAUGUAAUUGAUUCAUCAAACAAUUAGAAAAUCAGUUGAGGAGGGUUCAGUAUCUGACUCCCACUCAUAGAUAAUGGGAUGUUGCUAAAACGGGGAGUGGGGAGCGGAGAACGAGUACGGGAAGGGGUAAACGAUUAAUGGCAACAAAACCCUAUUUCAACCCUAGGCGGCCCUAUUAGUAACUUCAUUUCCAAUUCUCUACUUUGUUCCGUUUUUUUUUUUCCCAUUUCCUAUGCUCGUUCCUUUCUCCCCGUUCCCCGUUUUAGUAACUUCGGGUAAUGAGUAUUUGUCCUACCGAUCCAGUAAGCUAUGUCUUAGAGAGUACGUGCGCCCAGAAAUGCACGCAGCGACGAAAUUUAAUACAAUUUGUACGGCCGUGCUUUAUAAAAAAAUCUCGAAUACUCUGAACAAGCUCCAGGCUCCAGAAGAUUAAGGGGAAACAGGAAAAGCUCACAUUUCUAAAUUUCCAAGUUUUGGAACAACUGUGUGAGGUACCGACGGAUAAUAAUACGAAGUACAUCAUACAUUUGGCAAAUUUUGCAUUUCCUUAAUUCUAGAAGAGUUGUCGCAGUUCAUCAUAAAUUAUAAGUUUAAAAUUUAAAAUUCUUUCCAUCGUGCCUUUCUAGACAACGUUCAAGGUACUCAUUGUUGCAUUGUUGCCUUAGUAAUAACCUCUUUAGUAUUGGAAAUGAAGAUAAAUUUUAAUAUGCAACAACUUCAUUCUUUCACAUUUUAAGCAUGUAGUACUUGAUAGCCAUAUAGUUUGCUUGACUAAUCUUUCUUAUGUUGUAUAUUAUGUAUUUUUUUUCUCUCUUACAGCAACGACUGCUCCUCCUGUACGCGGCAAAUUGGAGGAUGAGGACGGUAAAGGACUAUCUCAGGAAUUACUCAUCCUCAUAAUAUGCGCGGGAAUUGGUGGAUUGAUUCUAAUUAGCAUUGUAAUGGCUUGUGUGUUUACGCGUUUCUACAGGUGGGAAUGAAAUUAAGUUAUAGUCCUGUGUAGGAGAAAUUUAUUCAUUUGUACACUGAUUCUUUCGUCAUUGCAUCACUCAUGUGUCAAAACUAUGGGACAGAUCGUGUCAUUAAGCGUGCCUGCAGGCGUGGAAGGGAAGGAGGAGGGAGUGGUAGGAAAAAGUGGGAGGGGAAGGAUUACGCAGGGUACUACUCCUUUUAAAAUGCCGUUUCUUCAGACCUAAGAGUAAUAGUUAAUAAAACACAUAGCUAUUUGCUUCUCGAAGAACAUAACUGUCAUGUAUUACAUGAGGUAGUGAGCGCGAUACAUUUCUUUAGACGUACACUAGUAAAGAGAGACGUAAAGAGAGCAUUUAUACGAGCAUGUCUUAUCUAAUAAGACGCGUCUUAGCUAAGCCGCGUCUUAUUUUAGACGAAAUGUGCCGUUUAUACGGAAAGUUCGCGUCUUAUUUAAGACGUGUCUUAUGUAAGACGCGUCUUAUUUUUCCUCGUAUAAAUGGCCCAAUUGUUGACCAACUAAAAUUCAUUAGUAGUAGUUUCAUGACUAGUAAUCCUCUAAAUUGUGUACAAAGAGGAUUAGACAAUCACACCGCACAGUGAAUUUGUGGUGUCCGAGCUUUUAUCUUUAUUUUUGCCUUCCCUUACUACUUUUGAAGGAAACCACUAAAUGGACUAACGUCCCGUUCACGAUAUGUUUCAUGGGAAAUUGACAAUAUCCCUUGCUGCUUUAUGAAAGAGAAACCGGGAAAAGCUGCGUCGCGUGAGCCCGAUGGCUCGAAGUGCGCCUUUAUCUUUUUUAUUCCAACAGAUAUGUGUCUGAUACAAAGCUAUCGACAUGUUUUUUUUUACUUAGACAAAGGAAGGGUGAGUUUGUUCCAGAUAAAACCUAUCCUAGUCCUCCCAACAACAAACACAAUGGCGAUGCAGGUGGGGAAGAUUUAGAAAACAUUGAUACGUUCAUAGAUCCGUCAACGCAGAUCACUGAUGUCCCUCACAAACCAACAAGAGGAUCAGCUGGAGGUUCGGCGGGCGGUCCAAAAAAGCAGAGAAAACCCAUGGGAGUCAAAGUUACUUACAAACCACCGGAAUGGGACUAAAUAUGUAACAAAGGAUACCCGUGCAAUAGGUAUAUUGUUUCCAUAUUUGAGCGCUAUCUUCCGACAAAAAGGUUGAAUGUACCCUUUAUGCCAUUCAGUGUUUUGCACGGCCGUUUCUUCUAAAACGUUCGUACUUGUUUAUAUCCUUCUUAUCAUGAAAAGUAUUCAAAAAUCAAAGGAAGUGUUUUUAUAAAACGAAGUAAAAGGGACGUUUUCGCGAUAGAAGUGUCUCAUAGCAUCCUUUACAUUGGAGCUGAGCCUAUCCCAGAUAACUGCCCUCGGAAAGUUGUUAGUCCGACUAUAGUAUAACCCCAAAGAUAAAUUCUCGAAGGUCUCUCCUUUUCAACUAUUACAAAGUUCAUUACAAAGUUGCUCGUGACGUUGAAUUUUAGGUUUUCCUUCAACCAAGCCAAACUUGCAGGUACCCUAGAUUUAGUUUUGCCCACGAAGCGGUUAUGGGGCCUCUAAGCAUUCUAACAACAGUCACUAACUAAGGUAAAAAAAUAACUUGUUUGUAUUACUUAAUUCUUCUUUUCAUUUCCGUUUUGUUUUGUUUUUUUUCUUGUCUGUCUUUUUUGUAGAAAGGACCUCCGUAAUACUUGCCGAGAACACGUGGAAAAGAAAAACCGUAUUUUGUAUAAUGUGGUCAAACGAACAUUUCACAAACAGACAGCGACAUAAAAAAAAAAAACCGAAAAAUCAUCAAUUUACAGUUGGGACUCAACAGGAAAAACACAUUCAACGCUGUGCGGAAUCAGCGCCAAACACAGUUGCCAUGACAACGUUAUAAGGAAGGACAAUUUUGGAAGGAUUUUAAUUCAAUGCUGAGUAUUGGAGACAAUUUGGUUUUAAAGACGAAAUCCGGAAACUGUUUAAAAGAAGCAUGAAUAACCAUAGAAAUGUACCAAUUUGAAUACAGGCUGACCUUUUAGAGUUAAGGCAGAAUUUGCUGUCUAAACAAUAGAUCAAAAUUGUGUUGGUUUACCCUGACCCCGAUGAACACAUGAAGGCUUGAGUGCAGCGAGGCAAAGAAGUUCCACUGUUCUCUUUUGAAAUAUGCCAAGUGAGUUUCUUACAAGGGUACGCUAAAGAAUUUCGAUAUCGAUUGCUUUUAUGAAACAACUUUUAUUUAAAAAACAAUUUCCUUUUUCGGGCAAAGUUUUCUAUGAGUUUACUGGUAUAUUAUAAUAUAAUAAGCGAUAGGUUUUUUGACCAAUCUGAACACGCCUAUCUAAGUUAUUUUGUUAACUGGAGUUCGCUGCUUGGUAAAGGCCUUAUGAGUGGCCCAUAACACCAGUAGCGCUUUGAAGAAUGCAUAAAAUUUAAGAGGAAGCAAUUGCAAAUGCUAGACAUCAUAAAAGAGUCGGGUAUUUAGAUAGAUAGCUAAAAAGAAUAGAUCGAUACAAAACGCGAAAUACAAUGGAUACUGAUGACGUCCACUCCUGAUGCCCGUUUCACAAAAGUCCCAGUAACUUUUCCCGCCCAAAAUCGAAUAUCCGAAUCAAAAGGGCAGGUCCUAGCAAACAAACCAGUUCAUUAAGAAACGGGCCCCAGGAGGGCUUCUGAACUAGUGCCUAAUUGGUGAAGUGAAUUGGAAAAUAUUUAAUAAAAAUAAUUAACUGGCCUUCAUAAACUGGCGUCUGAUAUAGUUCUCUUAAGCACAUUUACUGUGAAGUAAAACGACGACCUAUAACGCGCUAUAUAAGUAAUUUAUUUUAUUUUCAAAUCAUUUUAUACUUUCAAAGGGUUUUAAAAAGACGGCCUUACUUAUCUGAUUUAAGUGUACACAAAGUAUUGAGGUUGUAAGUUUUGAAAUUCGAGGGUCGCAAACUUUGAGCAAACCUGUGUCUAGUUUCAGGCUUAGUUAAUGAUAAAAAGAUGAUUUAUUUAAGAUGUUAAAUUUUCUAUUAAAAAGGCCUGGGCGAGUCCUACCCAUUAAACAUGUCUAUCCCAACGCGUCCCCCUCCAAUAACGGUUAAACAGCUUUUUCCUGCGCAGGGAAGAUGUGCAAAUUGUAACGCCGUCAACUAGUUUAAAAAGGAAGACACCC
Molecule: messenger RNA, 27588 nt
Organism: Porites evermanni
Lineage: Eukaryota; Metazoa; Cnidaria; Anthozoa; Scleractinia; Poritidae
Source: the annotation of a GenBank genome assembly